This is a messenger RNA of Thunnus maccoyii (southern bluefin tuna), 1065 nucleotides long. It is a transcript of the gene fkbp1b, whose product is annotated as FKBP prolyl isomerase 1B. The record is from RefSeq and is a predicted model, not a curated record. The coding region runs from base 43 to 369 and encodes 108 amino acids. Lineage: Eukaryota; Metazoa; Chordata; Actinopteri; Scombriformes; Scombridae. Gene Ontology annotation, molecular function: peptidyl-prolyl cis-trans isomerase activity. The transcript has 4 exons.
AAGGCUGUAUGUUCCAGGGCUAAUCUUCGAAGUCGCACAACCAUGGGCGUGGAAGUCGAAACAAUAUCCCCCGGUGAUGGAAGAACAUUUCCAAAGAAGGGUCAGACAUGUGUUGUUCAUUACAUAGGUAUGUUGCAGAAUGGGAAAAAGUUUGACUCCUCUCGAGACAGGAACAAGCCCUUCAAGUUCAAGAUCGGACGAAUGGAGGUCAUUAAAGGUUGGGAAGAAGGAGUAGCACAGAUGAGCCUGGGCCAGAGGGCUAAAAUCACCUGCACACCAGAUAUGGCUUAUGGAGCGACAGGCCACCCCGGGGUCAUCCCCCCGAACGCCACACUUAUAUUUGAUGUGGAACUGCUCAAGCUGGAGUGAUGCCUGCAGUGAAAUACAAAGGUUAAAGGUUAAAGAGGCUGCGUUCGCCAUAACCUGUUUCCACAGGGAGACCAUACCCGGCUGCCGCCUCCCACCAUGCACCUGCUCUUCUUCUCUUUGAUUUCUACAGUCUUCUUCAGUUCAAUAUUUAAACGUAUCUACUGCUGCUUUGUUGCCAUCUUGUAAUAAUAGAUACUGCAAGACAAUUUUUCACAUCAUGCGAGACUCUUUCCACAUGCACUACAUUUUGGUUUCUGUUUGUUAGUCAGUUUACUGAAACGCUUUUUUUGUUUAAUUUCAAUUAAAGUUGUAAAUUUUGUUGAAACCGAGAAGAAAUCAGUCAUCUGAUGAAAAAGCCGUACUACAUUGCAAUCAAAAAAAAUAUAUACUGCCUUACAGUUUCAGCAACAGAGGAAGGGUACAUGUUGAAAGUACAAUACUUCUGCUCUGUAUCUUAACUGGGCAUUAUACCACUGUCUGCAUUGCCACUUUGAGAAAGGUUUGUCCUGCUGAAUGCUCUGAAUGAUGUUGCUAUGUUUAGUAUAUUUUAUAUCCCUCAUAAACAUUUACUGCAAGUGUACCCGAUCCAAUCAACCCAAUCCAAUACUGUACAGAUACUCUGUAAGAGCCAUUGCUACUAUGACCGUUUAUUGACCAACUCUUGAAUAAAAAUGGCAUGUACUGUGUUGAGAAAAA